GAGAGAGACGGGGAGAGAGGGAGAGAGAGCGAGAGGGGGGGCGUGUGAGUGUUAAGGUUGCCAUCCUCCAUCCAGCAGAUCCAUCAGUGGGCAGGCAGGAGACGGACCCCGCUCUGUUGCAUCCAUCCUCUUCUCCAUCCAUCCACCUCCACAUCGACCCAUUCAUUUCCAAGGGCGUCUCAAGGGGUGACAAGACCCGGCUGCACGGUGCAUGCAUGUGUGCCCGCGUAUGCGCGAGUCCCUCGUACAUGUAGCCUACGCGUGCGUCUGGUCUGUCUGUGAACCGCUGACAUGAGGAGCUGAAACCGAACCGACAGAAGGAUGAAAAUGCUCCGGUUUCGCAGCCCCAGCAUCCGCUCCUUGGACCAGGAGGUCCUCUGCACGAUCCGGCUUCUGGACGACUCCGAGAUCUCCUGCAGCAUUCAGAGAGACACUAAAGGCCAGUUCCUGUUGGACCAUGUGUGCAAUCACUACAACCUGCUCGAGAAGGACUACUUUGGGAUUCGAUAUGUAGAUCCUGAGAAACAAAGGCACUGGCUGGAGCCCAAUAAGCCCGUGGUGAGGCAGAUGAAGUCAGCUCAUCAGCCAUACACCAUGUGCUUCCGGGUCAAGUUUUACCCUCACGAGCCCAUGAAGAUCAAGGAGGAGCUCACCAGGUACCUCCUGUAUCUCCAGCUAAAGAGAGAUAUCUACCACGGUCGUCUCCUCUGUCCUUUCGCUGAAGCAGCGUAUCUGGGAGCCUGCAUUAUACAGGCCGAGCUCGGGGAUUAUGACCCAGAGGAGCACCCGUCGGACUACAUCAGAGACUUCAAACUGUUCCCCAAACAAUCCCUCAAACUGGAGAGGAAGAUUAUGGAAAUACACAAGAACGAGCUCAGGGGUCAGUGUGCUGCGUUAGCAGAGUUGAACAUGCUCCAAAGGGCUCACAGCCUUGAAACGUACGGAGUCGACCCUCACCCUUGCAAGGACUUUACGGGCUCCACUGCCUUCCUCGGGUUCACGGCCACGGGUUUUGUGGUGUUCCAGGGAAACAAGAGGAUCCACCUCCUCAAAUGGGCUGACGUGAGCAAGCUGAAGUUCGAGGGAAAAACCUUUUACGUGAUCGGGAUUCAGAAGGAGAUCUCCCUAACAGGCAGGAUUCACUGUAACAGGAUGUCAUCACUGAAGAAACUGGUCUUGACAUUUCACACCUCGACUCCUGCUGCGUGUAAGCACUUAUGGAAGUGCGGGGUGGAGAACCAGGCCUUUUACAAAUGUGCAAAGUCGAGUCAGAUAAAAACGGUUUCAAGCAGUAAUAUCUUUUUCAAAGGCAGCAGGUUCAGAUACAGUGGAAGAGUAGCCAAGGAGGUGAUAGAAGCCAGCUCCAAGAUUCAGAGAGAGCCACCGGAAGUGCGCAGAGCCCAGUUUGGUCAGAGUCGAAGUUUCAACUCCCUCAGCCACAAAAACCUCAUCAUGAAUAUGGAACCUCUGGUUCCCGCGCUGCCCUCCACCAACGAAUACGAAGAGACGGCAGCAGACGCCGGUGUUGUUGCCGUUAAGGACUCUGUCCCCUUGUCUCCCCUCAAACCUUCGGUUGCGCCGGCGGUCACAGAGCAACAAACUACCGAAGGAGGAAACUCUGCUCUGGGCAAUGACCUGCAGCCUCCUCGUGUUUCCAUGGAAACCUCAAAUCAUCGACCUCAAGCUCCCAGAGCUGAAGUAGAACUGGAGGAAGACGACGAGGCCGGCGGUGCAUGCACCAUUUCUGAGCUCACCUACAGCCCCUGUGCCAGCAUGCUUCCCACCCCCGUGGAUGACAGUCAGGGAGGCGUCGACUUGCUCUUCUCCUCCCCGGUCCAGAGCCCGGCCAGGCUGCUGAGGGAGCUGCACGCUGACCCCGACAUCCAGGCCCAGCUGGAGGCCGAAAGGGAGCGGGACCGGGCCUACGAGCGAACCCGGCUGGCUGCGAGAAGUCGAAUGAGCGGGGUCCUGACCAGCAGCCUGCGCCUGCUGUCCUCCAACGAGCGAGUCAACGCCUGUGUGCUCAGCGUGGCCCGCUUCGUCGCCGUGGUAAUGGGCGUCCUGCUCGUCACUGUGCCCACGCUGCUGCUGCUGCUGGAGUCAGACAUCGACGUGUCCUUCCUCCACGAGAUCCGCCAGACGCCGGAGUUUGAGCAGUUCCACUACGAGUAUUACUGCCCGCUCCGACGCUGGAUCCUGUGUAAGAUCAGCAUGGCCAUGGAGAACAUCUGGUCUGACUGAAGAGGAGCGGAAACAGGAGGAACCGGAGAGAGAAGAGUCACUGCAGGGGGAAACAAACAAGGCCAAAUGUCUGUCUUAACAUAUGAUCUAACCUCAUCAGUCUUAACAGCGUGUGGUUUCUCUUGAGGCUAUGAUCUGCCAGUGGGAUGAAAUUAUUUCACUUGUUAAGGAGCAAGUAUUCUGUGCAAAGCUGUAUUGCAUCACUCGUGGUGACUCACAAAGUUGUGCUAACAUGGUCUAUUAAAGCAAGAAGAUUAGUUUCACUUAUUUGGCAGCGUGUCUUGAAGAACAGAGGGAUACGAGGGAGAAAUUUUCAUCAUGGGAUCAAAUCAUUUGUUAAGAUAGACACUUUUGGCAGUGCUGAACUACACACACAAACAAGGCAGAAAUAAGAAAAGAAACUGUGUGUUCAACGAGAAACUCGGUGAAGGGAAAUGAAGGAAGGUAACGGAUAAGGGAAGCCAUGGAGAGAGGAAAAGUCGCAAAAAGGGGAAAAGGUUUUUGUUUAACUCGAGAUGUUAUCGGCCUGUUCACUCCUGAUGCUGACGAGAUGAAGCAGAGACUCUUUGAUCGUGAUCACAAACCAUUCUGAUUGGUUCUCGCCCUCAGAGCGGAGCACCUGAUUGGCCGCAGGGCCUGUCAGUCAUGACGGAGUGGGUGGGAACAGAAAGAGGGAACGAUAGAUGGAUUUGACAGUGAACGCAACAAUAGCCACCAUCAGAGGUACAAUAUAUCAAUAUAUAUAUAUAUAUAUAUAUAAAAAACAAAAAACAACAGAGAGAUAUUGAUAAUUAAUACCAAUCUUAAAUAAGUUGUUUUUAACGUUUUGUACAUUUUUAUGUGAUCCAGAUCUUUCAGGAAUUUUUCAGUCAGAGGAUCUACUUUGAGGUUAUUUUCAAAUUAAGAGUUUACAAAAGAUUACUAAAGAAAAAAAAGAAGAAAAGCAAAUUUAUUGAAGUUUAUCAGGGCGGUGGGUGCGGAGAAAUUUGAACUAUUUUUUAAGACUACCGUCGACAUUUGCUGACUUGGUAGCACCCUAGGUUUUUCCUACAGAGGUUAGAGCACAAAUCUUUUACACAGACCACAGACACAACUGUUUCAGAUUAUGUGAUGUCAUUUUGGAAAACUGGAGGGAGGCAGGUAGAGAAGCGUGCUGGUAAAACGUGUGUGUGUUUUGUCGAACUCCUAAAUGUCUUCUGAACUAAAUGUCGGCUCAUCGGUUACGUGCAUCUUUCAUGGUGGAAGGUUUUGACAGAAAACAUGUAAAGGAAGUGGCUUGUGGAUGAAACGUCAUGGGGGUAAAUUUAAGAUUACGAACUUAGAGGUUUGUUGUUAUUUGUUUGCUGAUGGUGUGCUUCUUUAGGGCGAGCUCUGUGCGUGCUCCAGCUGCGCAGGUGACAGACGACACAUGAAGAGACAAGCAUUUAAUGGUCAAAACCUCACACACGAAUAUAUUUAUUCGUGCAAAGGUGACUGAUCAGAGUGUCUAAUUUAUUUAGAAGCAGAUCACGCAUUAGAAAUGAUUUGUAGCCAUUUCUAGGAAGACCUAUAGUAACAUCCCUUUGAGUACUUGUCCUUAAGUGUGAGUACAGGAUAGUAUUUAGUGACCAACAUGACAGAGGUGUCAUAUUAUAGAAAGGAAUAAUGUUUAAUGGGGAAUUUAUGGGUUUAUUUAGGGUCGGGGCUGUGUACAUAUGGCGAUAUUGUUCAAGAAUGGAGUCAAAGUUUAAGAAUAUCAAGGUAAAAACUAAUACAGUAUAAUGCUAUGUGAGUACAAUAAGAACAUAUCAUGACGCAAGACUUUUGUCAGUGAUUUCUGGGAACUUACUUACAGCUAUCAGCGCAGUGUUUGUUCACCAGUCAGACAGUGAGUAGUAGUAUAGUGGCUCUGAAAGAAAAGGAGAACAGAGAGGAACAAUGAAUUAAAGCAGACGUUUAAAAACAAUAAAAGGUAGUUUGGCUAAACUUCUCAGGAAAGGGCAUUAGUAGUUUUAGUUCAAAACACUAAAAAUACAACAAAAAAAAAGAAGAAUGAAUGAAAUGCAUUUAAUCACGACAUAACAUUCACGUAGGUUUUGUUGUGACACUGUCAUGAAUAUUCAUACGCUGUACGUGUAAUCAGACAGAAAUACGGCCGCAGACUCUCUAGUUUGCUGUAGCAUAGCGACGUAUGCAUACAUGUCAUUGCAUUAAGCCGAUAGUUGAAACAUCACAGCUCACUUUACAGUAACGUCAAAAAAAACUAGCAGCGUUUUAGGCCAGUCUCUCUGUCAAGGGUCUCACACAGUAUUUAUUCUCGUAUAAAGAGCAGAAUUAAUUUUUUGAAGUUUAUUUUCAUAUCUCACUUAAACUUGGCUGCUACGGAGGCCGCUGCAGUGCUCACGUUUCCAUCAGCUCACCUCUGGUCUUCUCUCAUCCAGUGUCGCCGCCUCACAUCAUAACGUCGGCUGUGUCGUCCUGUAACUCUGUAGACUUUUAUGCAUUAACGAGCUUUAUGCAUAUAGCAAAUAUGCAGUAACAACAAGAAACACGGUCUAUUUGGGACAGAGCAUUUAUUUUCCUACUACAGCACAUGCACUGAGUUUCAACGGCGAAACCGAGCAAAGGGCCAAACCACUAUGACAACAGCGUUUGCAUUUUGUGAAAUAAAACCAGCUUUACUGUCGAGGCUGAUCUGUAUGCACUGCUAAAUGAUCGUCAUCACCAUCGCCAUGGUAACUAAUAGGGAGGGAUGUCGUCCUGUCUUCAUUUGUUACGGUUUCUCCUCCAGCCUCAAAAUGCUCGAGCUGUAGAUUUAAAAGACUCCAUCAUCCUCCGAGUAGACCGGGAAAUCUCUCGCUUGGCUCCUUUUUGCUGACCUCUCAAUGCGAAUUGCAUGUCCUCAUUUGUAAAUAGUGUGUUUAUAGCUGUGGCAAAAAUACCCGGUCUGGGUAAAGAUUUCCUUUCUCUCUUCCCUCUGUGCGUCUUGUCCGUGUAAAGCAAUCUAGAUUUAGGCUUGGCUGUCUCAAUCAUCUCAGAUGAAUGCAUGCUCUCUGUUUUUAUCAAGAGGAGGGAGGAGAAAAGACACAAGUCUGAGACAUCAGAGGCUUUUAUCUAAAUUAAAAUCAGGCACCGGUCAUCUGAGCAGUUUUAAAAACUUGUCAUGCUGUUUGCUUUGGGGUUUAUUUUAAUCAACUGAGACGCGUGGUUGCUAAUGCUGUUAGCUUCCUCCCAAAUGAUCCAUUCAAAUUAUGCCUCGGUGGCCUCUAACAAGUCGGCUAUCUAACUUGUAAAUUUCAUCAUGCUUAUGCUGUGUGUUUUUAAACCAUUAACAUCAGAUGCUAAAUGUUAGCGCCAAAGCCUAACCUCAUUGCUAAUGGAGCAUGCUAGCAUGUUAGCUAAUCGUAUAUCACAAGCAGGGUUGGGGUUCAUUCACUCUCAGCUGAAAGAAUCAAAACUGUUCAUCGAAUAUUAAUUAUCUUGCCGUUAACUGAAUAUCAGGCACCAUUUGCAUAUGUUUAAAAACACAGAACAGAGUCACUGCAAAGUAAAACUAAACCUCGACUCAUUGCAAACAAAAGGGCCUUUUAGUUCUGAGAUUUAAAGAAAAAAACAAUUGGCUCCAUAUGACACCGUAACAUUAUAUUAGUUUGUAGCUUAUUUAUUUAUCUGUUUAUCACCCUCUAAAGGGGAAUUUAUCCACAGGUGUAGCUCUCAUUUUGAGCUACUCAUCUUGAGUUCCUGUGUUUGACCAACAGCAUAUAGAUGGACUGAGAGUACAACUAUUGUUGCCUACAUUAAUAAAACUGUGAGUUAAAAAAAAAAAAA
Molecule: messenger RNA, 6048 nt
Organism: Mugil cephalus (flathead mullet)
Lineage: Eukaryota; Metazoa; Chordata; Actinopteri; Mugiliformes; Mugilidae
Gene: frmd3
Product: FERM domain containing 3
Exons: 17
Coding region: 322-2241 (639 amino acids)
Cellular component (GO): cytoskeleton
Molecular function (GO): cytoskeletal protein binding
Source: RefSeq, a predicted model, not a curated record